AUCGCAGAUGAAAUUAUGGUAAAUAGUAAAGCGUUGGCACAUUGUGUUGCAGUGUUUAACAAUCUUUGUUUUAUUUCGCGUGUGUUAUCAAUCCGGAAAGUGCAUUUCAAACAAGCUAAUCUAGGAAACGGUGGUUUGCGAACCUACAAGAUGGCCAAGUUUUUGAAGUCUAUAUUUCAUACUACGGAUCGGCGGAAGGCCCCUCAUUAUGAGCCGGAGUCUGAGGAUGAUAGAAGCGAGUCCCCUCAGAAUGGCACGAGGAGGCAGCUGUCUAUCUCUCGUUCUGGAAGGAUGAGACAAGCUAACAAGAAGAGACACUCUUUAACUCUGGAGCUUUAUGGAGAUACCAUCCAAAUUGACGCAAUAGAGAAGACAACGACCAGGGAGUACCACGUGAACACUCCGAGCCACACUGCACCGGCUGUUGUGGAAUCCCCAGUCAAAACUAGACUAGGUACGGUGGACAGAGAAGAUAGGUACCCUAAAUCUAUGUCCACUGAUAUCUCCACGUUUGACAUACCUCUAGACAAUGCUGUGAAACCUGUAGCCAAGGAAAUAUCUCCCGAUGAAGAAAUUGACAAUGCCUUUGAAAUUUUAGACAAGUCAUAGCAAUUUAGUCUUAGAUAUUAUUUGUAGUACGGCAGAGAAGAGUUCGUAGUUAAAUAAAAAUAGAACUAGAGUAAAGUAAGAACCUUUUCAUAAGCUCCGUUUACUAGGCGGUGAUGGAAAAGGCACUUAAGUCAUAUAUUACCAAUUUCUUGUUAAAUGCUAGCUCAAGAGAUUAGCAAGUUCAAGAAGUUGUGGCUCAUAUUGAUGAAAUGACACUGUCAAUGUAUCUAGUUGUAGAUGUAAUGUUUAUUUGUAUCUAAUCACAUUUAUAUGAUAUGUUUUAUAUCCUAUUGACGAUUUAAGCUAUAUGUUAAUAAGUGUAAGCUUUUGUGAUUAUUCUUAAUAGAUAUUCUGCUUUUAAAUACUUUUAAAUGAGAUUAUAUUUAGUUUUAAGUACUGUAGGUAAGAAGGAAUGAAUUGACCAUCCAGUGAGUAGGAAAAACUAUGUCAGAACAUAGUUUAGACGUUAUAAAAUGUUGACUGUGAUCUAAUGAAAUUGUAUUUUAAUACAUUUAAGUAGGUACGUAUACCGCAAUGUAAAAUGCUUUAAUGUAAGUUAAAUUAGUCUUAAUGUGACGUAAAAUCAGUAAUAAUAGCGUGGUUUUUUGUUUGAACGAACCAGCUGAUAACGUGAUUAAUAUUUUGAAAAUGAAAAUAAUACUUUAUCUUGAUAAUUAUAAUCGUGAUAUAAAAUCAUCGAUAGUUCUCCGGAUACAGCAAACGGUUGGUGAUUUUAAAAUGUUUUUUAUGUACAUACGUUUUGUUCAGUGAAGUAUUAUUUAUCUAUAUACCUAGUGUUUAUCUGAAGUAGGGUUCAACUGAUAUCUAGCUUUCCUAUGUAACGAUAUAUAUAGUGCAUAUACAUAAUAGAUAUUAGACUCUUAAAAUGUAGAUUGUUUUCGUAAAUAUCACUAGGAUCAACUAAAUCUUUGAGUGAGGGCCCCAAUCCGACAAGCGAGAGAGACCCACUAAAUACUCGCUACUUGUCUAAAUACUAACGUAGUGCGAACAAAACAUUAGGGUCCAACCAAAUUGAUCAGUAAAACUGUAAUUAUUUGCGACUUAUUCUGAUAAGUUACAUUUUUUAAUUGUGGUUACACUAGUGUGCGAAGCAUGCUUCGGUACAAGUGAGCCGGUUCAACCUGAAUGGUACCACGGCCUCACAGAAAACUGGCGUGGAAUAACGAUUGCGUUGUGUUAUUCGCCGUGUGAUGAGGUUGUUGGAGGCCCUCCAAAAGACAGGCAACGCAUUUGCAACUCCUCUGGUGUUGCGUGUGUCUAUGGCGCUAAUCGCUUACCAUAAGGUUAUCCGUUCGUUCAUUUGCCCUCUAUAAAAGAUAUCCUGUUACAUAGAAAUGUUUCUGUUUUAUAUUUAAUACGAGUCGACGUAUGUACCGCGAAUUAAUCGUAUUUUAAUGUGUGUGUUGUAUUGUAAUAUGAAGUGCUACCUACUUCUGUAAGAUUGUGUUGUUUUUGUAACCGAUAUCUACGUAUUUGCAUGAAAUAAAAGACUGAUUGUUGCAACAA
Messenger RNA from Spodoptera litura, 2136 nucleotides. RefSeq lists its product as uncharacterized. The record is from RefSeq and is a predicted model, not a curated record. NCBI's taxonomy places the organism in Eukaryota, Metazoa, Arthropoda, Insecta, Lepidoptera, Noctuidae.